This is a messenger RNA of Eupeodes corollae, 5588 nucleotides long. RefSeq lists its product as uncharacterized. NCBI's taxonomy places the organism in Eukaryota, Metazoa, Arthropoda, Insecta, Diptera, Syrphidae. Gene Ontology annotation, biological process: positive regulation of transcription by RNA polymerase II. The transcript is spliced from 8 exons. The record is from RefSeq and is a predicted model, not a curated record. Gene Ontology annotation, cellular component: nucleus; MLL3/4 complex. Gene Ontology annotation, molecular function: histone binding; transcription coactivator activity; histone H3K4 methyltransferase activity. The coding region runs from base 116 to 5419 and encodes 1767 amino acids.
UUUAUUUUAAUAUUUUCAUCGCCGUGGUUUAACAAAUGAAAUUUUAACUUGAACUUAUUUAUAAGAUAUAUAUAUAGUUUCUAUUUUUUUUUCUUAAAACUAAUAUUUCAAAGAAAUGCAGAAAAGGGUUCGAAAAAACUCGGAUAUUAGUAAUUGCCCAAAAAAAAUUAAGUUGGAUAUCACACCACAUACAACCACGAAUAAUGAUCAGGAUAAUGGAACAACUAUUCUAAAAAAUGAAAAUGAAAUAAAAAGUGAAUCGUUGAUAAGAACCCCAACUGCAACAAUUAUGUCCUCCUCUGUGGAUUCAAUUAAUAGUGAUUUAAGUGAUGUAAAUAUUAUUGUUGAUAAGUUUAACAAUCCCAUGUUGAAAACUUUUACAAAAUCGUCUGAUUCGGAUUCGAUGGAUUUUAAAGAAGUUUAUCAUAAUAAAGAUACUGAAGGAAGUGCCAAUGAUGAACACCAUCAAUUACAGCAGCAUUUAGUGGAUAGCGUAAGCAAUUUGCAAGAAAAUUCCGAAUCUUUUCAAGAUUCUGGAAAGGAUUCAAUGGAAACUCUGAGUAAUUUUAAGCUUCUUCAUCGAGAAAGUGAUAUUUUGAUUGAUUUUGAAACAAAUACGUCUGUUGAGAGCAUCACAAACAAUCAAACACCUGAAAUAUCAGAUUCCAGUAUUUGUUUGCCUACAGAGAAUGAUAUAUUUUCAAUACUAGAGCCUAAAGAUACUAUGAAAAAAACAUUAGAAACAUCAAAAUCAGUAGAUGAUAAACAAAAUCGUUCUCACGAAGAGAAGAAAACCCAAGCUGUAGAUGAUGCACCUAAAUUCUCUAUAGGAAAUGCAACCAUAUCUGUUCCACUUCUAAAGCCUCUGAACUUUAGAAGAAUUGCAACUAAUGACGGAAAAUCUGUGCCGAAUAUUGUCCGAAAGGUUAUCAACAUUCGUGGCAAUAAAAUUAAAGCUCCAACAAUUGUGCAGCUUUCCCAAGUGCAUUUGAAUUCAAAAAUGAAUAAUUCAAAAAUUGUUCAAGCUACUCUAGUUGGGAAUAAAAUUCAGCUACCGAACAUUGGUUUCAAAUCGACACCGGGCUCAAGUUUUUCUAAACAGAAUUUUGUGCAACCAUCUCAACUGGACGUCACUACUUUACCGAAGCAAAUAUUUGAAGAUGAAAUGGUCUUUUUAGAUAAUACCCCAAUGAAUCAAGAACAGCAAGCACAAAAUCCACAAGCAGAAGAUAAUGUUGAGGCCACAUCAAUUGAGAACCUAAUUGUUUCCAAUAAAACCCAGCAAAAACCCAAAGAUUCCCAUAUAAAGACAGUUGCAUAUGAUGAACAGGUUCCCAGAAGCAGUCCUUCCUACGUUAACCAAUGUCGUUUAAUAGAAACAGAUUCUAAUGUCACAAAAUCUUUGGAUAGCACCACAACUGAGGCCACACCUACUUCCGUGGUUGCUUCAUCCACAAAUGCUGAUAAUAUGCUACCGAGAAUGACUACAUGUCUUCCAAAAACGGUUUCGAGGAAGCCUCUAAUUUUGACAACAAAAACAAUUACUACAUCCGAAGUAUCAAGUGGAAAAGAUGCCUCCCGUCUGAAUGACACAAAACAAAUAGUUGACAAUACAAUGAUAGGCAAAAUGCUUGAAGAAAACUUUCUUUUACGUAAACAAAUUGCUUUAGCAGUACAAAAUAAUGUUAAUAGACUGCAGUUAAAAGUCACCAAAACAACUGAAGAAAAUAAAGUAAAGAGAAUUGAAAAUAGAAACGUUGAAUCCGUGGUUCCCAACCAAAGUCAACAAAAGCGUCCCAUUUCUAAAUCUGGCCAAAUACCAGUAAAUGAAUCUACGUCCACUGAGAAAAUUGAAAAACCAAUUAAUCCGAAAUCAGAUGAGACUCAAAAUGUACUAUUAAAGCACUUACUUCAGUCAUCUAUUAGUCAACGAUCUAAUCCAGGAUGCAACCAGUCAUUAGCUCCACGAAAACUGGCUACAGUCCGCGCACCAAGCUUGGGUGUUGUAAGUUCUCUAGAAGCACAAUUAGCUCGUCCAGUUAUACCGCCUGUUUCAUCGGUGGGUGACCUCAAACCAGAAAUUAAAAUACUCAACAAAGGUGUCAGUGACAAGGCUAAGAAAAACACAGGUAACGAUCGUGACGUGGCUGUGAGUGCUUUAAAGAAUAAAUCUCAAAUGAUUUCUAGAGAAACUUCAUUCGUCUCUGCAUUUUCUCCAAAAGCAAAAAAUCCCAAUGAACUUGAGAGAUCUAUCAAUGCUCCGGCAAAUGCUAAUCAAAUUGUGCAAGCAGAUACAAUUUCAAAACCAGUCGCUAUCCAACAAACUGCACAAAAUACAAAUAAUAACUACAGUUCGAUUAAUGUAUUUAAGUUCUUUAAACAAAAAGAACAAUCUGCUAAUGAUGGUACAAUUUCCGAAAAUAAUUCUAAUAACGUUCAGAACAAACUUCUCUCUCCACAAGAGAGCGCCGACACAAAAAUGUCUAUUAAGAGCGAAAUAGACGAUACUCGUAGCUCACCGACAGUGAAAAGCAAGUUGGUUAAAAUGGAUAUUGAACAAAAUACAGAGUUGCGCAGGAAAUUUAAACGUGAUUAUCAAAAACACAAAAGAUAUAUGUUGCACCAAAAAGAUCCCCUAAAGAAGAGGCCACGAAAACUUUCAAAGGCAACUGAAGAUUUCGAUGAAUUCAUUGAGAACAAAGUUGUGCAAAUGAAACAGAUGUUUGUCCUCGAAGUUUUAGAACCACUUUUGUCGACAUUUCUUGGAAUUUGUUCGGUCUAUGGUUACAAUGAUAAAGUAAAGAACCAAUACCCAUAUCAAAGUUCUUCAAAGGACGAUUUCGGGAAAAUAAAUCUUAAAAACUAUGUUGAUUUUUACUCAGUAGAACCAUACGGUUCAAACAGAAAUGAUAAACCAAAGAUUGUGACCUCGUUUCAAAAUAAAUUUUACGACGAAGAGUUCUCUACCGUAAAUGAGGAAUCUUAUGACAAAUUGUUUCAAUUUAUUAACAACUUGAAGCACCUGCAUUUGCAGCUGCCGUCGGAAAAUGUUUCAGUUAUUCCACGAUCGCCACCGUACAAUGAACUAAAAAGUAAAUCGCUCUUGAAUUUGACUUACCCGGGAAUCAAGACAGAAACUAAUUUCAAUUUAAAUUCUGAAAGAAUGUCCCCUGUAUUGUCAGUUGUUAAUCCAAAAUAUUUCGGUGGAGUAGUUAAGCGCAAGAAGAAAACUCAUUUGAACCUAAAAAACAAUUAUGGUGUGGAAACGGCUGUUAUUUUGAAACUAUCUUCAUUUGUAGCUGAAAACAUCCUUGACAUUUUGCGGGAUUUGGAUAACUUGCUUAAUGUGCAGUCACCAGCUUCACCUGCUUAUAAAGUACUUAACAAUAACAAAGCAAAUCUUCGUAAAGGCUUGUAUGUAUCUCGAAUAAAAAAUCUUCAAAAGACCGAAUCUACAAAUAUACAAAAUUUCUUGAAUGGUACUUACAAAUGUUGUCGCAAUUGUCAUUUAACUAUUGUAUGUGGUAUAGUUGGUUCAGAUUCAAAUUCAAACAUCAAACAAAAAAUACUAUCCGAUGUAUAUUUUUGUGAUAAAUUUUGUUGCAUACAAUAUAAGAAGAAAGGUAAAAGGUUUGUUGUUACACGGAAGAAAGCACGUUGUUUACAAAGCAUUAAUAAUAAAAACAAUAAUAAUACAGUCAACCAAGUUAUAAAUACAAAUAAUGAGAAAAGUUAUUGUAACACUUCGAAUUAUAAAGUUGUUGGGCCUAAUACUUUUUGGAAACCAACUCAUAAGACAACUGCAAGUGAGGAUGCAAAUGAGAUGGCCCUAAAGAUGCGAAUUGCAAUUACCAUAAGUUCAAAUAAGGAUACAAGACGAUGUGUUUUGUGCAACCAAAAAGGUGAUUCCUUUGUCGACGGGUCUUCAAGGCUACUUAAUUAUGAUGUUAACAAAUGGGUUCACCUCAACUGUGCUCUCUGGUCUAAUAGUGUUUAUGAAACUAUUAACGGAGGACUCAUGAACUUAGAACUUACAAUGCAACAAGGAUCACAUCAAAUAUGCACUUUUUGUAAUCAGUAUGGUGCAAGCAUAAAAUGCUUUAAAAUGAGAUGCACUCAUAUGUAUCAUCUUCCCUGUGCUAUCAAAGAACAGUGUGUUUUUUAUAAAAACAAAACAAUUCAUUGUGCUUCUCAUGCUCAUAGAAUGGAUAAAAAGAACGAGUUAAGUACGAUUCGGGUUAAAAGAAGGGUUUAUAUUGAACGAGAUGAGAAUAGACAAGUUGCCGCAGUAAUGCACCAUCUGGAGCUCAGCAAUCUUCUACGAAUCGGAAAUCUUACAUUUAUUAACGUUGGCCAGCUUCUACCGCAUCAACUAGAGGCUUUUCAUUCCCGAAAUUAUAUCUAUCCAAUAGGAUAUAAAAUAAUACGGUUUUUUUGGUCAACGAGGAAAUUAAAUAAACGCUGUAGGUACAUAUGCUCAAUAGUGGAAACAAAUGGACGCCCAGAGUUUGUUAUUCAAAUACAAGAGCAGUUUGAAAAUGAUGUCGAGCUAAGGGACAUCUCACCGAAGGCUGUUUGGCAACGAGUUCUAGAUAAAAUUGUGUUACUCAGAAAAGGACAAUCAAUAGUGCAACUCUUUACAGAAUUUAUUACUGGUGAAGAUAUGUUUGGCUUAUCAGAACCUUCAAUUGUUAGAAUUCUAGAAAGUUUACCUGGGGUAGAGAGCUUGACUGAUUAUAGAUUUAAAUAUGGGCGAAAUCCACUUCUAGAACUUCCAUUAGCUCUUAAUCCAUCAGGCUCUGCACGUACUGAACCAAAACAAAAGCACAUUGUCAAUUGGAAAAAGGCGCAUACACAGAGAACAAGUUCAAUUAAUGUAAAAUUCACUCUCUCCCCAUCGUCACUGGUAGCCGGAGAAGUGGCUUGUCCAUAUAGUAAGCAAUUUGUGCAUUCAAAAAGUUCUCAAUAUCGAAAAAUGAAACAGGAAUGGCGCAAUAAUGUCUAUCUUGCAAGAUCUAAAAUUCAAGGACUUGGUCUUUAUGCUGCACGUGAUUUAGAAAAACACACAAUGGUUAUUGAGUACAUUGGACAAGUCAUUCGUACAGAAGUAUCAGAAUUACGAGAGAAACAAUAUGAUCUAAGGAAUAGAGGGAUUUAUAUGUUCAGGCUCGAUGAAGAACGUGUCGUGGAUGCAACACUUUCUGGGGGGUUAGCUCGUUAUAUCAAUCAUUCUUGUAAUCCAAAUUGUGUUACAGAAAUAGUCGAUGUUGAUCGGGAAUACAGAAUAAUUAUAUUUGCAAAACGAAGGAUCAACAAAGGGGAGGAGCUAUCGUAUGAUUACAAAUUCGACAUUGAAGACGAUGCCCAUAAGAUAUCUUGCAUGUGUGAAGCACCUAAUUGUAGAAAGUGGAUGAAUUAAUAUUAAUAUAAUUAAUAUUUUAUAAACAUUUUCUAAUAUGUAUUUAAAACGUAUGACCAUAAUUAAUAUAAGAACUAAAGUUGCCUUUUGUGUAGAGAAUUUUUAAUCUGCACGCAUAUAAGUAAAAGAAUAUUAAAAAUGUAUAAAUAAAUUUAACUAAAAAAACGUC